ACUUCGGUAAAAGGAAUAAGUACACUGGUCUUUUGUUUGUUAGAAAUAUGCUGGUCAUAACUCAAAAAAGAAAGUUAUUUAUAAUUAAAACAACUAUUCCUAAAAGUUAAAAUCAGCACUGACUCCAGACCAGCCGUGUGUUUUGUCAAACUGCGACUGUGCAGUGAAGUCGCUUGUCGAUGACGUCGAAGAGAGAGGCGGUGCGGGUUUGCCACGUCGGUCUCUGUGAAACGCAUUUACGCUGUUGCUCCUGAAGCCCGGGGAUAACUUUUAAAGCGGUUUAUGUGUCAAACUGGGAGAGUAAGCGAACCUCCAGCAUCGCCAGUACCGUGGUAACCCGUCGCCCCAGCUGUGCAGCCCGGGAUAUUGAAGCUGCAAGGCGGAUAAAAUGCUCAGUGCUGUCUGGACUCGUCAGGUUGGGAGCCGCACGACUGACUGAUGCAUCCUCGCUCACUUCACCCCCCCGUGUGUUGUUGGCCCGACUGUACAUGGUGGCUCGUUGAGGAGAAGGGGAGGAGUGCCAGCGGCUGUUGGUUGGUGGGCGGCGUCCGGGGUUGCCAAGGUAACUGGCGACCAUGCCAGGAGGUCGCAGGGGUCCCAGCAGACAGCAGCUAAGUCGCUCUGCUCUGCCGUCCCUGCAGACUCUGGUCGGAGGCAACAUCAGCAAUGGUACAGGCAUCAGGAACAGGAGCAGUAACUUGGUGGGUCUGUCUGCGCCCCCUAUCUCGGCCCUCAUUAUUCCGGAGCCGGUGCGUCACUCCAGGAUCCCCGAGCUGCCGUUAGACAGCAGCCUGCUGUUUGAGUUCCUGCUCUUCCUUUAUCUGCUGGUGGCCUUGUUUGUCCAGUACAUUAACAUCUACAGGACGGUGUGGUGGUACCCAUACAGCCACCCUGCUGCCUCUACCUCGCUUAAUUUCCAUCUAAUGGACUAUCACCUGGCUAUCUUCAUUACAGUCAUGUUGGCCAGGAGGCUUGUUUGGACUAUCGUUUCAGAGGUGUCUCAGAGCACCGGCGGAUCUCUUCUGCGCUACGUGGUUCUGAUCGCAGCGCGGCUCAGCCUGCUGACGCUGUGCGGCUGGGUGCUCUGCUGGACGCUGGUCAACCUCUGCAAGAACCACUCUGUGCUCAACCUCCUCUUCCUGGGAUACCCAUUUGGUGUGUACGUCCCUCUUUGCUGUUUCCAUCAGGAGGCGGGGAAAAGCCAAACGGCACCAGCUGACUGCGAUUACCCCGCAGACCACCAGCAGACCGAGCUAACGGAGACGCCGUUCUUUCGACCACGUGACUUCCUCUUCCUGUUGCGAGAGAACCUCAGAGAGCAGUUUUCCAGUCCCCCGCACAUGCCUACACACACCUGCCCACCACACACACACUCACACACGCCGGAGUUGAUUCGAGCAGAGGUGGAGGAGCUGAAGAGCGACUUCAACCGAAGAAUUAAGGAAGUGCUCUUUAACUCGCUGUUCAGUGCUUACUACGUAGCCUUCCUGCCUCUCUGCUUUGUUAAGAGCACGCAGUACUAUGACAUGCGCUGGUCCUGUGAGCAUCUGAUCAUGGUGUGGAUCAAUGCGUUUGUGAUGCUGAUGAGUCAGCUGCUGCCGCCCAGCUACUGCGACCUGCUUCAUCGCUCGGCGGCUCACCUGGGCCGCUGGCAGAAACUGGAGCACGGCUCGUACAGCAAUGCUCCUCAGCAUGUGUGGUCAGAAAGUACCAUUUGGCCUCAGGGGGUCUUGGUACGACACAGUCGAUCUCUGUAUAAGGCAGUCGGACCCUAUAAUGUUGCUCUGCCCUCUGAUGUUUCCCAUGCAAGGUUUUAUUUCCUGUUCCAUAAGCCCUUGCGGAUCCUGAACCUGCUGAUCUGGAUUGAGUCCAGUGUGGUUUUGUACCAGUUAUACUCUCUGCUGCGCUCCGAGCGCUGGAACCACACUUUGUCUCUGGGCCUUAUUCUCUUCUGCAACUACUAUGUCCUCUUUAAACUUCUGCGAGAUCGCAUCGUGCUGGGCAAAGCCUACUCCUACCCUCUGUCCUCCAACAGUUUGGGGCUCAAGGUGCAGUGAUCCUCCGCACAGUGAGACCUCACCUAUGUACUCUUGGUGUGGAGGAGAGACUGGCGGGGGUCUGGUAAAGGACCGGAGGGUUGAUCAGCACUCACGCAUUGGAGGAUGAGGGACAGACUGUGAACUCGUUACCGUGUUUUGAUACGGUUCUAUUUGUAAUGCAAUGUUUAUAUACCUAUUUAAAAGAAUAUUUUUAUUUUGUAUACUACUUCGAGUUACGCCGGGCAUUAUCACGCUGAUUACAUUAGCAUGUUGUGUUAUGUUGUUGCUAGGCGACAGGGAAGUCCGAGAAUGCCAGGAGGUGACUUUCACCAAAGAUAUUUUAAGUGCAGGUGGCCAAUCAGAGAGCAGGCCUGGCCUCCGAUAGUCAGUCAAAAAGACGAGCCACUCAGAGCAGUGGAAGAAGUUGUGCCUCAGAUCCUGACUCGUAUCUGUCCAUCAAGUGUGAGGCAACAGCACUCAGACAGUUAGCUCAAAGAUGGCACAAAGGAAGAAAUUGAAGGAAUGUCUAGCCUGGUUAGUCCAAUAGUAACAGAAUCUGCCUUCCAGCACCUCUAAAACUCACUUAUCAACACAUAUGUCUCCUUUGUUUAAACAACAGUAUAUUUGAUUUACAGCGGGUUACGUGCAAGACUGUUUCUUGGCUUUGAGCAGUUGCCAGGCAACCACAGAUAUUUGUCUUGUCAUUUUCACACUUGGACAUUUCAAUGAAUUAAACAAAGGAUGUGUUCAAUUGUUUUUAAACUUUAGACGGAGCCAGUCUUUCCCACCUUUUCCAGUGUUUGGGCUAUGCUAAGCUAACCUGCUGAACAAACAGUGGCUCUGAACACAGCCCUAGUGGUGAUUUGUACCACCAAGUGGAAUAAAAUGUUCUUAAAACCUUGAGAUAGGGAAAACAACUUAGGUACUCUGAUCCUCUGCAGAGAGCGGUAUUCUUCCUCAAUCACUUUAGGUACUGUGUUUUUCACUCUGUGUCUGCUUAAUUCACAUCAUUGGUUAUCUUGAGGGCAGUUACAGCACCAGUCUUUACAAACUUACACCCAAGUGUCAACCUCUGUGUGGGGGUGGAAAUACUAUUGGCAUCUUUAAACUCAAAGCAAACCCACAAAUCAUUUUAAAUAAACCUCUUGACACUGACUGAUUUUUCUUUUCAUAAAGGCCGAAUGGCUCUGGUUGUUCCUUAAAAAGUGUUAGCUUUGCAGGGCUGCUGCUGUACCCAGAUGAUGAUUACAGUCGACUUGCUAAUGGCUGACCACACUUGGUAUUUUGAAAUGUUCUCAAUGACUCAUUUGUGUUAAAGGUGAUGCCGUCAAUGUUUAUUUGUUCGAUUUGGUGCCCGAAUGCUUUAACCAUAAUGGUAUUAGGACCAUAUCGGAAUAGGGUCUUUGUGGAUUGGAUGUAGAUAAAGGAACAAAUGUGGCUAUAAUAAAGUUAUGUUGGUACGUCCUAGGACCUAACACUUCUCAUGCCAUGUUUUCGUGGAUAAACACAGCAGAAGGUAUUCUAAUAGUGACCUUUGCACGGGUGCUUAAUGCAAAAUCAAAUUCUGGAGGGUAAAGACUGUAUGCGUCACAUUAUUACCAGUUUAUGUAUUCUCAGUUGCCGGGAAGGUGUUACAAACAGGUUCUCUUGCAUGCCGUUGCCUUUUCUGUUAAGUCACACUUAGUGAACAUCCCUUUACUCCAAAGUAUGUUUCUUUAUGAGCUUCCUCUCCCGUCUCUACUUCAGUCGAUAACUAAAGCAGUAUUAAGUACAGGCUGUUCAGUAUUCAGAUAGAAAUCAACAGAAAAUGAUAUUUUUCCUAUCUUUAGGUUCGACUCUAAGUAAAAAAUUAGAAGAUCAAUGUUUCCUGUGCGGUCGUGAGUCUCACAUUAGCUUCUAUAGUCAAGUUUCAUGUCGAGUCUAAAUGAGAUGGUGGAAACUAAUUUUGAGAUUAACCGGUAUGUACUUGUCUGGAUCACUGGUACUGCUCUGUGCCUCUAUGAAGUUUGACAUUUUACUAUGUUUAGUCUGCACAUCCAGCCCUUAAAUACUCUCCUGUGUGUCUCUGCUUUAUUUUGCAGUCCUUCUCCACUUGAAUGUAUCAAAUGUCUUUGAAUUGGCAGGUAUUUAAGGGUAGUAGUGCCAUCACAUACAUUUCAGUUUUUUAACGGGUGUACUUUUUUCACCCAUAUCUCGGUAACACAGAGAGAAGACAUUUUUAAGUUUGAUUGAAAUCUUGUUUCCACGCCGAUGCUCUCUUUAUUGUUAAGUCUUUACUCGAGUUUGACACAACCGGUGUUCUUUGUUUUUAAGAAACCUGUAACACCACAAUUCAGGAAGAGGAAUACGAUUUGUGAAGAUUUCAGGUCCUAUAACAGCUUGACCACGUUGCCCCAAAGUGUACUUGGUGUUUCUUCAGCUUAUAUUCAAUUUGAAGACAGGUUUUUAGUAAAACUGAUGAUGUUGAUCUGUUCUCUGCUACUUAUAUUGUCAAAUUAAGUUGCAGAGUUAGUUUUCCAUGUGCCAUAACCCUGGAUUCAGUUUCAAUCUCCUGGUGAAACCUGUUGUUGAAUGUCUUGCUGCUGGAGAAGUCAUUGGAACUGGUCCUCAUUUUUCAGCUUUUUACACUUUCCAGUUUCCCCACAUCAUUUCUGAAAAUGCCUUUUGACUUCCAAAAUAAAACAAAUGUUUAAAAUAA
Molecule: messenger RNA, 4737 nt
Organism: Eleginops maclovinus (Patagonian blennie)
Lineage: Eukaryota; Metazoa; Chordata; Actinopteri; Perciformes; Eleginopidae
Gene: tmem39a
Product: transmembrane protein 39A
Exons: 9
Coding region: 576-2057 (493 amino acids)
Biological process (GO): negative regulation of autophagosome assembly; negative regulation of autophagosome maturation
Cellular component (GO): endoplasmic reticulum membrane
Source: RefSeq, a predicted model, not a curated record